Molecule: messenger RNA, 3904 nt
Organism: Myxocyprinus asiaticus (Chinese sucker)
Lineage: Eukaryota; Metazoa; Chordata; Actinopteri; Cypriniformes; Catostomidae
Gene: trib1
Product: tribbles pseudokinase 1
Exons: 3
Coding region: 483-1520 (345 amino acids)
Biological process (GO): regulation of MAP kinase activity; positive regulation of proteasomal ubiquitin-dependent protein catabolic process; protein phosphorylation
Cellular component (GO): nucleus
Molecular function (GO): ATP binding; protein kinase activity; mitogen-activated protein kinase kinase binding
Source: RefSeq, a predicted model, not a curated record
UUUAAUGCUUCCAUCAUGUCACCUCACGGUGGAGUGAUUCACAAGCGCUGGUCCGUUCGAACGGAUCAUUUAAAAGAACCGGUUCAAAAGAACGAUUCGUUCACGAAUCAGAUAUUACCACGGCUGAAUGUACGGCUCAGAAAACAGCAACAGUAGUUAAUUGAGACGGAUUGCCGUUCAGACUGGUUUUUACUCCACACAACUGCUUCAUCCAGCAUCUCUCCGAUCACUAUUCUCCAACGAGCUUUAAACGGAUAAAUGCUAAAGCUAAAAAGGCAUGGAAACGCGGAACGGCAAAUCCACUAUUCACACACUUUUUGUGCAUUUAUUUCCAUUGAUAAGUAACUAGGAUCUUUUCAAUUUGCAGCGCGGGGCUCAAAUCAUUUUCUGGAAGAUGCGCAUGUAAGAGUAGUCGGAUUGUCCGAUUCACAGACGACUCUGUCAGAGAAUUAUCAGUUUUAAGUAGACUGUAGUUUGUAAGCAUGAGUGUGCAGUGGAUUCAUAAUCCGGUACAACACGGACACAAGCGCUUUGACUCGGACGAGCCAGUGGCCAAAUGUCCCCGGCUCAGCGAGUCUUCGGCUGAUGCGGGUCUCUUGGGUUCCUCGCCGGGAUCUCCGGUCAGCGGAGCGCCUCUGAGCGUCACUCCAAACCACCAGGGUCCCGCUCGCAUCGGCCAGUUCCUGCUGGUGCCCCUGACCGAUCGACCGGGGGUGCACAGCGCUUUAGACAUGGACACAGGAGAGGAGCUGGUCUGCAAGGUGUUUGAUAUGGGCCAGUACCAGGAGAAGAUAAGAGCCUACAGCAUGCUAUCAAAGCACAAGAACAUUGCACAGAUCAAAGACAUAGUUCUUGGGGAGCACAAAGCUUAUGUGUUCCAGGAGAAGGAUUUUGGUGACAUGCAUACCUUUGUAAAGAGCAGCAAGAGGCUCCCUGAAGACCUGGCCUCCAAGCUUUUCUACCAGGUGGCAUCUGCAGUGAACCACUGCCAUCGAGUUGGCAUCGUUUUGGGGGACCUCAAGCUUCGCAAGUUUGUGUUUCCAAAUGAGAAAAGGAGCCAACUGAAGUUAGAGGGUCUUGAGGACUGCCAUAUUCUUUCUGGAGAUGAUGACUCGAUGUUUGACACACAUGGCUGUCCAGCGUACGUGAGUCCUGAGGUCUUGAAUGGUGGAUGGAGCUACUCAGGCAAGCAGGCGGAUGCGUGGAGCCUCGGAGUUAUGCUGUACACAAUGCUGGUGGGCCGCUACCCUUUCCACGACCCAGACCCCGCUACCCUGUUCUCUAAGAUCCGCCGGGGCACAUACUGCCUCCCUGAGGGGCUGUCUUUAACGGCACGCUGUCUACUUCGCAGUCUGCUCAGAAAGGACCCCAGCGAAAGACUCACCGCUGCAGAGGUGCUCAUUCACCCAUGGUUCCAUGGCAAUAUACAGGACACAGGAAAUGCAGGAAACGAAGUCAACCUCAGAGAACAGACAGUGCCCCAGAUAGAAGUAGGGCAGGACGAGGAUCUUUUCUCCUGAGAAAACCAAUAUAGCUUGAAUAUGGACCAUCACUGUUCAACAUUCUCUUUGUGUUUUGUUUUCUGUUCUGUUUCCAAUACAUUCUGUAUAGAUAAAGAAGUAUACACUCAGUGAAAACUAGUGAAAGACUGAUAUAUCAGCCAGGCCGACUAAUCGUUAUUUUGCCAUUUUGAGAUUAUCAGCAUCGGCCAAUAACUUUGUCCAUUUGGAAGCAAUGGUUUCAAAAUUCAAUUUGAGGUAUGACUGCAUGUUAUUUAUUUUGUAGAACAAAAUGUUAAAGUCUCUUCAAGUAAUGUCAAGGGGUUAGUUCACCCAAAAAUGAAAAUUCUGUCGUCAUUUACAGACCCUCAUAUUGUUCUAAACCUGUAUGACUUUCAGCCUCAGUCACCAUUCCACUUCAUUGUAUUGAACAAAUAUGCAAUGAAAGUGAAUGGCUGUCAUUCUCCUUUUGCGUUCCACGGAAGAAAGAAAGUCAUGAGGGUGAGUUAAUGACAACAAACUUUUCAUUAUUGUGUGAACUAUCCAUUUAACCACAGACCCAAAUAGACUAGACCACUAUUCUAAAAACCCAUUAGACAUUCCCAAGCAAACCCAUGGCGAAUUAGCUUUCUGUGUUGACAAAAAUUCUCUAUUCAUCGUUUUUGUGUUCAUCUAUUUUAUUACCAUUAAAUUACAACGUGUAUAUUGGCAUUAUAUUGGCUAUUGGCCAACCUGCUCUCUAUAUAUCGGUAUCUGCCAUUGAAAAAAUCCAUAUCGGUCGACCACUAGUGAAUUCUCGCUUAAAGUACUGUAUCAUCUGUGUCAGGUUUUAGGACAGCGUGCACAGCCAGUGUAUUUUGAAAUCAAAGUCAUUUGGUGCUAGUAACCAUUGUUGUGCUGUAUAAAGUGAAUGCUGAGACUUGUCAUCACGGCUAAUGUGAAAGUGAAUGUCGCAUGGUGACUAACCUCAGCAAGGUCUUGAGGAAUCAGAACAUAUUAGUUGCAAAGGAGGGAGAGGAAGAGACAUGCGCCAGACCUGUGGCUUCACUCUCACUCAUAAAAAACCAGAAGUGUAUGUUGACUCACCCAUUCAAUACUGUAGCACCAUAGGAACAUGUAUCCUUUGAUAUGAGGAGAAUGGAGACUAAAGGAAAAAAACACACUUUUAUUCUCUCUGUACAUGCUAUAAGCUAAAUCACUGAUACUGUGUGCCAUUCUGACUUGCGCUUCACAGAAUUGCCAAACUGUACAGGAGAGGUGUUUAAAAGUGAAGUAAGACUCAUGGUACUGUAAGCUAUACUGAAAUAAUAGCCCUGUGCGACCACCAGUAUCAUAGAUGUGAUGGUAAAAGCCAUAGUUCAUUAAAUUCAGCAUGAAUUUCAAAUAAACUCAGGCUUUAUAUGUGUUUAUGGUGAGCCUAUAGAUAUUAGACUGAAAAAAUAAAAUAAUAAUAAUAAUAAUUUUCUUAAUAAGUAUGUUGUCAUUUGUCUUGUUUUGGAGGCAAAAUUGAUUAAGAUAUUAAGACUUGUUCAUAGAAUAUAUGUUGAAUUAUAUUUAUUUUUCUAUCCUCGUUGUUUUAAGCAAACAUUUAACAAACCUGGGUGAGGUUUAUGUUUAAAAUGGGAAAUAACAACUUAAUUGAAGAUUGAAUCUUGCUAUGUUACUCAAUUUUGCUUUUCUAGCAAAUGUAUCUUGUUUUAAGGAUGUUCAGAUAUUUUAACUGGAAAACAAGACAAAAAUGCUUCUUAAGAAAUGGAAAGGUUGCUUUUAGUUUGAGGUAAAUGUUCAUUUCAGCAGACCCCUUUACCCCGUUGUAUCCUGACAUUUCUGUUUUUUUACUUGAAUCCAAGGGUUUCUUUUCCAACACAAGGAUUAAAUAUGGCAGUUCAGUUGAUACUGCGGGUAAUAUAUAAGAUGACAGAACAGCUGGUUGUUGCUUUAAACCGAAGGCUGAGAUUAGUGCAUUCGGUAUGACCAUGUGUGUGUAUCUUCCCUCACUCUUGAAAGAAAAGAGAACAGUACUACAAAAGCACUACUGUAAGGGUAGAGUUGCAUUUCCCAUAGAGGUCUGUUUUUUUGCUUCCCCAUGUUGUGGGAAUUGUAUGUUACCUCUGAAUCUGAGCAUAAUGGUUUAAUGCGACUUUUAUGGAUUCUGAAAGGCUCUUUAUAAACAAAGUAUCUCUGAGGCUGGAGGGCAUGCAAAAUGUCUCAUGCAGAUAGCACAUGGAGAAAGCUGACAUGGGUGCACAAAGUUCAUGUUGCACUGUGAAUUAUGUACUUGUGACACAAACCCAAGGCUUGACCACGAGGGUUUAACGGAUAAAAUUAUUUGUAAAAAUGUGUAAAUAUGUACAUUUUAAGUGUGUGGACAAAAUUUAAUAAAGAUCACUCUUUUUAUUAUUUAA